AUGCCUGCGUCUUUAGAGCCUACGCAUAAAACUAUUGAGUCACACCCAUUACACCUGCCUCUCAAUGAACGAAUAAUCGCCUCCAUGUCUAGGAGGACUGUUGCGGCUCAUCCCUGGCACGAUCUCGAGAUUGGUAACUCAUUUCAUCACCUCUCCUUAUGUCUUUUACGUCCUUGCACCUUUUUUAAUAAUGUUGCUCAGAGAUGGAAGGUUCUUAUUCAAAAGCAAUGUUACUAUAAUUUAUUUUUCACGUUUUUUAUUUGUAUUUUCUGUGGAUGCAGGACCUGAAGCACCUAUCAUUUUCAACUGUGUAAGGAUGAUUAACUCUUUGUUUUGAAAUCAAAUAUCAAUAUACUUCGGUCCAUUGCAGUGAAAUCAGCAUAUAAUAACAAGUUGAACUCAUUUCAUCUUGUUUUAAUGGUUAUAAUAAUUUAUUUAUUUAGAUAUUAUUCUUUCUCUUCAUAGUCGAAGGUAACCAGCAUCAUCAUGCGACCUUCCACGAGAAUCUUAGGCAUCAAUGUGCUUUCGUCCAAAUCACCGCAGAUCUGUCGAUAUGCUUUAGUUACGUCUUCAGCAUGUCAUUAUGCAAUAUGCAAGCUGGGUUUCCAUGUUUUUCAAAUGUAUUGAUGCAGGUGGUGGAAAUAGGCAAGGGCAGUAAAGUCAAAUACGAGCUUGACAAAAAAACCGGCCUAAUAAAGGUAAUUUGACUUCCGUCCUUUGUCUUCCUAUAUUGGGUUUGUUUAUAUGUGUCCCCGUCAACAAUGCCAACGCCUGUCGAUCAUUUAAUCUUCUCAUUUUUCACAGGUGGACCGGAUACUCUACUCCUCAGUUGUGUACCCUCAUAACUACGGAUUCAUUCCACGCACUCUCUGUGAGGACAGUGAUCCCAUGGACGUUCUGAUUCUGAUGCAGGUAUUUCCGACAAACUAUUCGUUGUGGGUUUAUCUCCAUUAUCUAUUAGUCAGGCUUGUCGGUUUCUAUAUUCCGUCUGUUGCCGCCGGCAUUAACGUUUGGGCUCGUCCAAUGACAGGAACCGGUGCUUCCGGGCUGUUUCCUUCGGGCCAGGGCCAUCGGGCUUAUGCCUAUGAUUGACCAGGUACGCCAAUUCGGGAAAAGAAAAAAAAUAUGAAUUUCAUCGCCUAACAUGGUGGCGUGCGCUCCUUCAUUCAUAGGGUGAGAAAGACGACAAGAUCAUUGCCGUGUGCGCCGAUGAUCCCGAGUAUCGCCACUACACCGAUAUCAAGGAGCUUCCACCUCACCGUCUUGCAGAGAUCAGGCGCUUUUUCGAGGACUGUAUCCUUUCAUAACUGCUGCAAGCUAUCUUUGACUAAUAAGUUGACUUGGGUAAUUAAUUACAUUUUUUUUUACUAUAUUUAUAAGUCAGGGGCCAUCCGAUUCCUUGGUUAUGUUGUAAUGUUUUCCUUAGUGGACGUUAUUUAGACAAGAAGAACGAAAACAAGGAAGUGGCUGUGAAUGAUUUCCUGCCAUCAGAGGAUGCCUACGAGGCUAUAGAGUAUUCGAUGUGAGUGGUCGCUCUCUCCCCUCUCACGUCCUAUUUUUGCUGAUUUUUUUUUUUUAAUUAUUCCCCCCCUUCCCACCCCAAUGAAUGCUUUCUCCUUUUUGAAGAGCCUCAUUCCCCUUAUUUAUUUAUUUAUCCAUUUCGAUUCCAGUGGCUUCCACUGGGAUUGUGAGAAAGCCACGUGUCAGUGAAAAUACCAAUCAACCCCCUGCAUUUUGUUCUUUUCUUAUUUUUCCCUCUUUUUUUUUUUUUUAAUCUCCAAGGAAUCUCUACGCAAGCUAUAUUGUUGAGAGCCUGAGGCGGUAG
This is a messenger RNA of Spirodela intermedia, 1825 nucleotides long. The record is from the annotation of a GenBank genome assembly. Lineage: Eukaryota; Viridiplantae; Streptophyta; Magnoliopsida; Alismatales; Araceae.